UGAUGAAAAACAAGUUGAAAAUUUACGAGUCAAAUGUUUAUGUCUAUCUAAUCGUCGUCUAUGACCGACUGGCGGCUGACGAGUAGCGACUGUGUAAUGUGCACUACGCCGUAGUGCUGUACUACUCAGUUAUUCUUAUUUUCUAUUAGACAUUCGUUAAACGUUGUGCGCCUUUUUCAUUUUCAUUUUAAUCCAUUUACGUUGUAAGUUGUAAAAAGAAAAAUUGUAAUCUUGUGUUUAUGUUUUGUUGAGACCAAAUUAUUAUGAAUGAGAAAUUAUAUAUAUGGUCAAAUGCUUAUUUCUGAUAAUGUCCAGAUAUUAAUAGUUGGUAAAUUUGAAUGUACAAGCAUUAGAAUCUAAUAACCUAGAUGAGAUUAACAUACACGAUGUCAAUAUCGAUGUUAAUAGUCAUUGUCCGUGACAAACUGAAUUAAUCUCUUAAGUGAUCGCAUAUUUACAACAGAUCAACGAAUCUUUCUUGUAACAACAGUCAUGGCUAGAAAAUCAUCAACAAAGUUUUGUUAUCCCCAAAACUUUUGUAUUGCGUGUAAUCUACCAAAACAGAAACUUCAAACAUCUUUACACUCAUUUCCAUCGUGUCCAAAAAAACGGCAGGACUGGAUACACGAAUGUAGAUUACCAGAAGAAAUAGUUUUACCAAAUAGUAAACUUUGUGCCAACCACUUUGCGCCAACAUGUUUUAAACCCGAUAUAAAGAGACGGAUACUUCAUCGUGAUGCUGUACCGACAAUAUUUAAACAUUUAACAACAAAAAUACCAACAAGAAAACCCGAAAUAGUUAUUACUAAAAAACCAACGAAAAGGUCCAAUACUUGUAUUGUGUGUAAAUCAACACGAAAACAUUUAAGAUCCAAUUAUUCUUUGCACGCAUUUCCGAUAUGUCUAAAAGAACGGCAGGUUUGGCUGAACCAAUGUAAAUUAACAAAAGAAGUCUUACCAAGCCAUAAGAUAUGCUCUUACCACUUUGAGCCAACAUGUUUUAAACCUGGUCUAAAGAAACGUACGCUUUAUCCUGAUGCUAUACCGACAAUUUUUGAUGAAGAUUCAGAUUGCAAAGAAGUUUGUUUAAAAAAAGCGGUUGUUGUUCUUACGCGUAUUCAACGGCCUAGACCCUUAGAUUUUAAAAAUGCUAAAACAACAGAAGAAACUAUGCAUUUGUGGAUGUUACACCAAGCAUUUUUGAAAUAUCAUAUAAAAAUAUUUGAAGAGAAAAUAAGAAGUUCAAAAUAAACGGAAAAGAAAUAGAAUUUUACAAAAAUAAAUAUGAACACUAACUAAGGCGUAUAAAUCAACUAUAAAGGAUAAAAGGAAAGUAAAUUAAGAAAUGUAUAUUAUUAUAAAUACAUUUUUUUUUUUAAUUUUACCAGGA
Melanaphis sacchari is the source of this 1390-nucleotide messenger RNA. RefSeq names its product THAP domain-containing protein 2-like. Bases 493 to 1251 code for a protein of 252 amino acids. The transcript has 7 exons. NCBI's taxonomy places the organism in Eukaryota, Metazoa, Arthropoda, Insecta, Hemiptera, Aphididae. Gene Ontology annotation, molecular function: sequence-specific DNA binding. The record is from RefSeq and is a predicted model, not a curated record.